GGGGCGAGCGGCAGGCAGCAGCCGGGACUGUUUUGUUUAGGUCUCCAUCCACCUGUGUGGUAUAAAUCUUCCAGCCUCAGGGCGGCGGGGGGCCGGGGUGAGAAAGCCCUGACGUUCCCAAAAGCCCCUUUUCGCCACUUACAGAUCUAGGACCACAUUUGAUUUUCCACGCCUGGAACCGGCUAGAUCCUAGUUUACGCUUCCCCACCCUCCAGCCCCCCAUCAACGCUUCCAGCACCCGCUGUGUGCAGGGCUGGUGCUCCGCAGAGCAAUCAGCGCCCACGACCCAGGGACAGCUGGCCACCGAAGUCCCUCCCCAGCGCCCUUUCCUGUUCCCUUGAAAACAGGGGAGCUGAGGGUUUAAUGUGAAGGGCGCCCAUGAAAUUCGUGGGAACUUGUUCUGGCUUCUUCUGGCGUGGAGUUCUUUCAGGGGUGUCGGGUCUGCCGGGGACUACAAAAUGGGAUCCUGAGUUGGCUGGAGUUGCCCAGACUAGGCUGCAGAGAGGUCAGCUGUUGGCUCGCGGGAGAGCCCGAAGGAACCCCUUGAGCUGAUGGCAGUCAAGACCGGCGGCUGCGUUUGCCUGGAAGAAAAGCCUAAAUACAUUAGCGAGCUGGUAAAGCUUUUAAGGCCUUCUUGGGAGCGAGUGGCUGGCUAAUGAGAGGUUAAUUUUGUUUCGAAGGGAAGGCUGCACUGGUUUCCUGAGAUAAAUGGACAGGAAGCGCAUUACCUCCGCGCGCUGGCAAGCGGCUCCCAAAUGCUUUUUGCACCUGCCGUUUUGAGCGGUGAGAGCAGCAGCCGAGCCCGCAGGGAUUGCGGGGGCCCGUUGCGUACGAGCGGGUGAUGAGCCCCUCACAGGCCCCAGGCUCUCUCUCUCCGGGGGUGCAUUGCUCACACCAAGCUCUGGGAUUCUUCUCUCACGCCCAGGUCCUGCGUGUUCCGAAGUCCGGGGGCCCCCUGAUCCCUCUGAGCCCCCUCCAGGAGCGGAAGGGUUAAGAAUGAUGAGGAAGAAGAGGAAGCGAGGCGCGCCCCUCGGCCCAUGCAGCAGCCACGGGCCCAGACCCGCCACGGCGCCCGCGCCGUCGCCCUCGCCGGAGCCCACGAGACCUGCAUGGACUGGCAUGGGCUUGAGAGCAGCACCUUCCUGCGCCGCCGCCGCCGAGGUUGAGCAGCGCCGCCGCCCCGGGCUCUGCCCGCCGCCGCUGGAGCUGCUGUUGCUGCUACUACUCAGCCUCGGGCUGCUCCACGCAGGUGACUGCCAGCAGCCAACCCAAUGUCGAAUUCAGAAAUGUACCACAGACUUUGUGUCCCUAACUUCUCACCUGAACUCUGCCACUGACAGCUUUGACUCUGAGUUUUGCAAGGCCCUGCGUGCCUAUGCUGGCUGCACCCAGCGAACUUCAAAAGCCUGCCGUGGCAACCUGGUAUACCAUUCUGCCGUGUUGGGUAUCAGUGACCUCAUGAGCCAGAGGAAUUGUUCCAAGGAUGGACCCACAUCCUCUACCAACCCCGAAGUGACCCAUGAUCCUUGCAACUAUCAUAGCCAUGCUGGAGUCAGGGAACACAGGAGGGGGGACCAGAACCCUCCCAAUUACCUUUUUUGUGGCUUGUUUGGAGAUCCUCACCUCAGAACUUUCAAGGAUCACUUCCAGACAUGCAAAGUGGAAGGGGCCUGGCCACUCAUAGAUAAUAAUUAUCUUUCAGUUCAAGUGACAAAUGUGCCUGUGGUCCCUGGAUCCAGUGCUACUGCUACAAAUAAGAUCACCAUUAUCUUCAAAGCCCACCAUGAGUGUACAGAUCAGAAAGUCUACCAAGCUGUGACAGAUGACCUGCCGGCCGCCUUUGUGGAUGGCACCACCAGUGGUGGGGAUGGUGAUGCCAAGAGCCUGCGGAUCGUGGAGAGGGAGAGUGGCCACUAUGUGGAGAUGCACGCCCGCUAUAUAGGAACCACAGUGUUUGUGCGGCAGGUGGGUCGCUACCUGACCCUUGCCAUCCGUAUGCCUGAGGACCUGGCCAUGUCCUACGAGGAGAGCCAGGACCUGCAGCUAUGCAUGAACGGCUGCCCCGUGAGUGAACGCAUCGAUGAUGGGCAGGGCCAGGUGUCUGCCAUCCUGGGACACAGCCUGCCUCACACCUCCUUGGUGCAGGCCUGGCCUGGCUACACGCUGGAGACUGCCAACACUCAAUGCCAUGAGAAGAUGCCAGUGAAGGACAUCUAUUUCCAGUCCUGUGUCUUCGACCUGCUCACAACUGGUGAUGCCAACUUUACCGCUGCGGCCCACAGUGCCUUGGAGGACGUGGAGGCGCUGCACCCAAGGAAGGAACGCUGGCACAUUUUCCCCAGCAGUGGCAAUGGGACUCCCCGUGGAGGCAGCGAUUUGUCCGUCAGUCUAGGACUCAUGUGCUUGAUCCUUAUCGUGUUUUUGUAGGGGUUGUCUUUUGUUUUGGUUUUUUAUUUUUUGUCUAUAACAAAAUUUUAAAAUAUAUAUUGUCAUAAUAUAUUGAGUAAAAGAGUAUAUAUGUAUAUACCAUGUAUAUGACAGGACAUUUGUCCUGGGACACCCACCAGAUUGUACAUAUUGUGUUUGGCUGUUUUCACAUAUGUUGGAUGUAGUGUUCUUUGAUUGUAUCAAUUUCGUUUUGCAGUUUUGUGAAAUGUUUUAUAAUGUCCCUGCCUAGGGGCCUGUUAGCACUUUAUUUUUUAUAUAUUAAAUAUUUAUGUGUGUACUUGGUU
This is a messenger RNA of Cebus imitator (Panamanian white-faced capuchin), 2732 nucleotides long. RefSeq names its product repulsive guidance molecule BMP co-receptor b (gene RGMB). NCBI's taxonomy places the organism in Eukaryota, Metazoa, Chordata, Mammalia, Primates, Cebidae. Bases 997 to 2427 code for a protein of 476 amino acids. The transcript is spliced from 4 exons. Gene Ontology annotation, cellular component: plasma membrane. The record is from RefSeq and is a predicted model, not a curated record. Gene Ontology annotation, molecular function: coreceptor activity. Gene Ontology annotation, biological process: BMP signaling pathway.